Messenger RNA from Phyllostomus hastatus (greater spear-nosed bat), 2830 nucleotides. RefSeq names its product nucleolar protein 10 (gene NOL10). Gene Ontology annotation, cellular component: 90S preribosome; nucleolus; small-subunit processome. The record is from RefSeq and is a predicted model, not a curated record. The transcript has 21 exons. Bases 116 to 2182 code for a protein of 688 amino acids. Gene Ontology annotation, molecular function: protein binding. Gene Ontology annotation, biological process: maturation of SSU-rRNA from tricistronic rRNA transcript (SSU-rRNA, 5.8S rRNA, LSU-rRNA). Lineage: Eukaryota; Metazoa; Chordata; Mammalia; Chiroptera; Phyllostomidae.
GGCGCCGCACGCCACUCACUACACUCCGCACGCCGCGCGCCGCGGAGUCCCUAGGAGCUGAUGCUCGUGGGAGCGACCUGGCUCGGAGCGUGGGUCGCCGCUCCUCCGAGACACCAUGCAGGUCUCCAGCCUCAACGAGGUGAAGAUUUACAGUCUCAGCUGCGGCAAGUCCCUUCCUGAGUGGCUUUCCGACAGGAAGAAGCGAGCACUGCAGAAGAAGGAUGUCGAUGUCCGCAGAAGAAUUGAACUGAUUCAGGAUUUUGAAAUGCCUACUGUUAGUACCACCAUUAAGGUUUCAAAAGAUGGACAGUAUAUUUUGGCAACUGGCACCUACAAGCCUCGGGUCCGGUGCUACGACACCUACCAGUUGUCCUUGAAGUUUGAGAGGUGUUUAGACUCAGAAGUGGUCACCUUUGAAACGUUGUCUGACGACUAUUCAAAGAUCGUCUUCUUGCAUAACGAUCGAUACAUUGAGUUCCAUUCCCAGUCAGGUUUUUACUACAAAACCAGAAUCCCCAAGUUUGGGAGGGACUUCUCGUACCAUUACCCGUCCUGCGACUUGUACUUCGUCGGCGCAAGCUCUGAAGUUUAUAGAUUAAACCUAGAACAAGGACGGUACCUGAAUCCUCUGCAGACGGAUGCCGCGGAGAACAACGUUUGCGACAUCAACUCAGCGCACGGCUUGUUUGCCACGGGAACGGUAGAGGGCCGCGUGGAGUGCUGGGACCCCAGGACGCGCGGCCGAGUCGGCCUGCUGGACUGCGCGCUCAGCAGCGUCACCGCAGACUCGGAGAUAAACAGUUUACCAACCAUCUCUGCCUUGAAGUUCCAUGGCGCCUUGACCAUGGCAGUCGGGACAUCCACAGGGCAGAUCUUACUCUACGACCUGCGGUCGGACAAGCCGCUGCUAGUUAAGGACCACCAGUACGGGCUGCCCAUUAAGUCGCUUCAUUUCCAGGACUCCUUAGACUUGAUCUUGUCUGCAGACUCGCGGAUUAUCAAGAUGUGGAAUAAGAACUCGGGGAAAGUAUUUACUUCCUUGGAGCCAGAACACGACAUCAAUGACGUCUGCCUCUACCCCGACUCAGGGAUGCUUCUCACCGCCAACGAAACCCCCAAGAUGGGCAUCUAUUACAUUCCGGUGUUGGGCCCCGCCCCCAGGUGGUGCUCCUUCCUGGACAACCUGACGGAGGAGCUGGAGGAGAACCCGGAGAGCACGGUGUACGACGACUACAAGUUCGUCACCCGGAAGGACCUGGACAACUUAGGGCUCACGCAUCUCAUCGGGUCGCCUUUUCUCCGGGCCUACAUGCAUGGGUUCUUCAUGGACAUACGGCUCUACCACAAGGUGAAGCUGAUGGUAAACCCGUUUGCUUACGAAGAAUACAGGAGGGACAAGAUCCGACAGAAGAUAGAGGAGACCCGGGCACAGAGAGUCCAGUUAAAGAAGCUGCCGAAGGUCAACAAAGAGCUGGCGCUGAAACUGAUGGAGGAGGAGGAGGAGAAGCGGAACUCCGCGUGGAGAAAGAAAGCCAAGAGCCUUCCCAAUAUCCUUACCGACGACCGAUUUAAAGUUAUGUUUGAGAACCCCGACUUCCAAGUAGACGAAGAGAGCGAAGAAUUUAGGCUUCUGAAUCCACUUGUUUCAAAGAUCAGUGAAAAAAGGAAGAAGAAACUGAGACUCUUAGAGCAGCAGGAACAGCGAGACAAGGAAGAGGAGGAGGAGCCGGAAGGAAGGCCGAGCGACGCGGAGAGCUCGGGGAGCUCGGACGACGAGAAGGCCUGGGUCGAGGAGGUCAGGAAGCAGCGCCGGCUGCUGCAGCAGGAGGAGCGGGCGAAGCGGCGGCAGCAGCUCCGGGAGGACCAGCAGACCGUCCUCAAGCCCCAGUUUUACGAGAUCAAGGCAGGCGAGGAAUUCAGAAGCUUCAAAGACUCCGCCACGAAGCAGAAGCUGAUGAAUAAAGCCCUGGAGGAUCGGCUGAAACUCGAAGCAGAAAAGGGGGCGCUGAGCGUGGCGGACACCACGGUGGGCAGCAAGCAGCUGACGUUCACGCUGAAGAGGUCCGAACAGCAGAAGCAGCAGCAGGAGGCCGAGAAACGGCACCGCCAGGAGAGGAGAGCCCUGCGUCGCUCAGCUGGCCACCUCAAGUCCAGGCGCACGAGAGGGCGGCCCUUCCACUGAGUCCGGAGCGGGCUGGCUGCGCGGCUGCGGAGGUGGGUCGGCACCAGCGCGCGCCGGUCACAGCAUCCUGUCCGUCCCUGGCACGCGUCCCGAGGCUGAGAUUUGCAGCUGCCCCGCACCUUCUGCAGAGCUUCGCCCCAGGGCGCAGGAGCUGCUGCUCCCCACGAACGUCGUCCGCACACCCCCCUCCCGCCCAGUCCGAACCCAGUAGACCAGGCGGCCGUCCCCCCACGCUGCGCAGUGUGCACCGCCUGCGUCCGGGUGGCCCCCUGGGCUGGAGACGGGCAGCGGCAGGGGACGCUCUCUCACGGAUCCGGGGCUUUCUCUGCCGGUGCCGCUGCCACCCCCGGCGACCGCCACCCCAGCUCAGCCGCCCUUGGCCGUGGUCACCUGUGUCUGCGUGUGCUUGUGGGGUAGCUGCUGGUCUGCGUGUCCGUUUGGGAUUUUUUUAAAAAUAUGUUUAUACCAAGAAUGUAAAUUAAUGGCAAGAACAAUGUAAAGCAUGAAAUAGAAGUUAUUACUGGGAGUAACUGAAGUUAUUUUUUAUACUUGUCCAAGCUUAAAUAGAGAUUUUUUUCACGUUUCUGAAAUGCGUACAGAUAGACAAGCUGGAGACAACAUUUGUAGAAAUAAAUUCUUUUAUUCGAA